Plasmodium adleri (nom. inval.) is the source of this 1458-nucleotide messenger RNA. Its product is annotated as conserved Plasmodium protein, unknown function. The transcript is spliced from 10 exons. NCBI's taxonomy places the organism in Eukaryota, Apicomplexa, Aconoidasida, Haemosporida, Plasmodiidae. The record is from RefSeq and is a predicted model, not a curated record. The coding region runs from base 1 to 1458 and encodes 485 amino acids.
AUGAUUAGGAAAAGGAAAUCUAAAAUAGGAGAUAAUGAACAAGAGGAUGGUAAAAAUGAAGAAGGAGAAGAAGCCAUUGAAAGCCUAUUUUUAUAUAAUAAAAAAGAUUCAGCAAUUAAAAGCAUAGAAGAAGUAUAUGAAAACACGGAGGAAAAUAAAAAUAAUGAGUAUUCAUCAAAUAAAGAUAUAUCAGGAAAUUUUAAUAUUGAUCAAAUGGAUGAUAGAAUGUACCAUGAGGAUGAAGAAGGAUAUAUAAAUAAUGAAUACGAUGAUUCUAUAGAAGCAAGAAAAUUAAAUACACUACAAAAAUUGAUUAUGGAAGAUAAUCAUACCGAUGAAAUGAAAUCUAAAACUAUCGAUGAACUGUUUGAUAAAUAUGAUAAAGAGAUUCAAAGCUUAAUAGAAAAUUUCGAACUCCUAAAGUUCUCACAAUUAUUCAAAAAUCCUUUCGCACCCAAUAUGAGUAGAGAUGAAAGAAUAGUUCGAAUUUUUUAUUAUUCAGGAUUUUCCUUUUUACCAUACUUAGGAUGGGUUAUAGCUUCCAUUUAUGCAUCUUUUUGCAAGGAAAAAUAUAAAAAAAACAUAGUGUCGAUUAGAGUUAUUUGUUCUAUUCAGUGUGCACUAGUUGGAUUUAUUAUUCUACUAAUAAUCGCAAUAAUUAAUUGGAAUAAUGAACAAGCAAUGUCAUGCAAAUAUGAAGGUAUUUCAUUUAAAAAGGAAUUAAUAAACGACAGCAAAUAUAAUAUUGUUUUCUUUGGUCCUAGAAGCACAGAUGAUUGGAUGGGUUCUGUAUUAGCAAAAAUUUCAAAGGAUCUUAAUUUUAACGUAUAUACAAUUAGCUAUCCAAAUCUUAAGAAUCAAAUAAUAAAAAGAAAGAAAAAUGUAUUUUUGAAAGAUGCGUUCUCUUGUGCAAAAUUAAAAUUAUCAAAUGUAAUCUUAUUCUCCUUUCAAAUAGAAAGCGCAUUAAAUUUUACUAUACCUUUUCUUGAAAAGAAUGAAAUACUUGGCUUUUUAGGUUUCUCUAAGAAAUUCCCAAAAAGUAAACCUACGAUACAAAUUAAGGAAAAAGAAAAUAUAAUUUAUUUCGCUCCAGUAGAAAAAAACUUAUAUGAUGUUUAUGUUUCUCUUACUUUGAGAUUGUGCCAAAAUAAAAAUCGGCAAAAAUACAACAUUAUGUAUAUAGUACACCACAGCUUUGAUAAAUAUCAAAUAAGAUGUUCAAAAAAGUUAGCAGAUGACUAUAGCAUAAAUGUAAAUAAUUUCAAUUUUAAUACAAUCGGUGAUGAAGAAAAAGGAACGAAAUAUAUUGAUGCUGAUUUUAAUGAAGUUAUAGAUGAUUUUUAUCAGUUCCUUGUUUUUAUUAGAGAUAUUAUUUCUCAGAAUAAUUUAGAAUUUUAUAGAAAAAUGUUGUGUAAUAAUAUCAUGUGUGAAUCAAAAGGAGCAAUAUGUGCUUUGUAA